CACCAGUAACUCUGCCAAACUUGGCAAGAAAUGGAUGGAAUAUCAAGGAAUCAACAACUGGGAGGGCUUGCUUGACCCGCUUGAUGAUAAUCUGCGAAGUGAGAUUUUACGUUACGGUCAAUUUGUUGAAGCGGCCUAUCGCUCCUUUGACUUCGACCCUUCUUCUCCUACUUAUGCCACCUCUAAAUUCUCCAGAAACUCACUCUUGGCUAAGACCGGAAUAGGCGAGACCGGCUAUCGCAUGACCAAAAAUCUUCGUGCCACAUGCGGGAUACAAUUUCCUCAUUGGGUUGACAGAGCUCCCAGCUGGGCGUCAACCCAAUCCAGCUGGAUUGGAUACGUGGCCGUUUGCCAAGACAAGGAAGUGAUCACUAGACUCGGCCGCCGCGACGUGGUUAUUGCUUACAGGGGAACCGCUACAUGCUUAGAAUGGGUUGAGAAUUUACGAGUGAAGCUAAGUUGUUUAUCGGAUGGUAUUGAGGAAAGUAAAGCUCCCAUGGUAGAGAGCGGAUUUUUGAGCCUCUACACAUCAUGCAGAGGGACGGGUCCCAGUUUACAAAAUAUGGUGAGGGGGGAGGUAGAGAGAGUCCUGGAAAUGUACGGUGAUGAGCCGCUGAGUUUCACCAUCACGGGUCACAGUUUGGGUGCGGCACUAGCUACAUUAACAGCUUACGAUAUAAAGUGUAGUUGUGGAAAUGCAGCAAUGGUGACAGUAAUUUCGUUCGGUGGGCCACGUGUAGGAAACAGAAGCUUCAGAUUCCAGCUAGAAAAUAGAGGGACAAAGAUACUACGAAUAGUGAACUCAGAUGAUCUCAUUACAAAAGUACCAGGAUUUGUGAUUGACAACAAUGAUGUGUCGGAAAGCCAGGCUGUCCGGGUGGCAGGAGUGCCAAGCUGGCUGCAGAAGAGCGUGGAAAGCACAGAAUGGGUGUAUGCUGAUGUUGGACGAGAGUUGCGGCUGAGCAGCAAGAGUCUAAGUAAAAGAGAUGUUGCGACGUGUCACGAGCUGAGCACAUAUCUAGAGUUGGUUAACGGAUUUGUGAGCUCCACGUGUCCAUUCAAAACGACUGCAAAGAAAAUGCUAAAUAAACAUGAGAGAGAAAAGUUGGGAUUAAUGAGAUGAUGAAUUGAAAGUAAUUAGAAGGCAAAAGUGUAGAUAUUUAACAUAGACAUGAUA
Manihot esculenta (cassava) is the source of this 1177-nucleotide messenger RNA. Its product is annotated as phospholipase A(1) DAD1, chloroplastic. The record is from RefSeq and is a predicted model, not a curated record. The transcript has a single exon. Gene Ontology annotation, molecular function: glycerophospholipase activity. NCBI's taxonomy places the organism in Eukaryota, Viridiplantae, Streptophyta, Magnoliopsida, Malpighiales, Euphorbiaceae. The coding region runs from base 35 to 1123 and encodes 362 amino acids. Gene Ontology annotation, biological process: lipid metabolic process.